This is a messenger RNA of Salvelinus fontinalis (brook trout), 6031 nucleotides long. Its product is annotated as protein bicaudal D homolog 1-like. Bases 122 to 3295 code for a protein of 1057 amino acids. The record is from RefSeq and is a predicted model, not a curated record. NCBI's taxonomy places the organism in Eukaryota, Metazoa, Chordata, Actinopteri, Salmoniformes, Salmonidae. The transcript has 8 exons. Gene Ontology annotation, cellular component: Golgi apparatus; cytosol. Gene Ontology annotation, molecular function: dynein intermediate chain binding; cytoskeletal adaptor activity; dynein complex binding. Gene Ontology annotation, biological process: protein localization to organelle; microtubule anchoring at microtubule organizing center; positive regulation of receptor-mediated endocytosis.
UCGACGUGUAGUCCUAGUGACGACACGAGAGAUGGAUGCUUCGUGGACCACUUUUCUUUAAAAAAAUCGAGAGAUGGCGUCCUGCAUCCCGUGAAUAAUCAAAAAUGAUUAUAAAGAAUUGAUGAAGAGGUCACUCUACCGUAAUGUAUCAUUAUGCUACGACCCCUCAAUUGAACAUCCUCCAACUUCCGCCUCUGCGUGUCCAACGCAAGGAGACAGGGAGAGAAGGGUGAUGGCUGCCGGUGGAGGAUGCGGGGAGACUGUGGAUCAGUACCGGGCGGAGGUGGCGCGGCUUACCCAGGAACUUGCGGAAGCGAACAGAGAGAAGAUAAGGGCGGCAGAAUGCGGUCUUGUUGUGUUGGAUGAGAACCACACUCUAAAGCACCAGUAUGCCGAUCUGGAAUCGGAACAGGAGACGCUGAAGCAAGAGUUGGAACAAUUACAAGAGGCGUUUGGCCAGGCAUACUCCAACCAGCGUAAGGUGGCGGAGGAUGGCGAGAUCAACGAGGAGUCGCUGCUGCAGGAGUCAGCGUCAAAGGAGGCCUUCUACAUGGGCCAGCUGCUGGAGCUGCAGACGGAUCUGAAGCUGAGCCGCUCCGUGGCGUCCAACGCGUCCAACGAGAGCGAGAGGCUCAACACCGUGCUUCAGGAGCACAAAGAGAGUAAUGAGAUGCUGGAGCUGCAGCGGAGCAGAAUGAGAGAGGAAAUCAGGGAGUAUAAAUUCAGAGAGGCGCGACUCCUACAGGACUACACUGAGCUGGAGGAGGAGAACAUCACCCUGCAAAAACUAGUGUCCACCCUCAAACAGAACCAGGUGGAGUAUGAGGGUCUGAAGCAUGAGAUCAAGGUUCUGGAAGAGGAGACGGUGCUGCUGAACAGCCAGCUGGAGGAUGCUGUGCGUCUGAAGGACAUCUCUCAGUCCCAGCUGGAAGAGGCUCUGGACACCCUGAAAAUUGAGAGGGAGCAGAAGAACAGCCUGAGGAAGGAGCUGGCCCACCACAUCACCCUCAGCGACAGUGUGUACGGGGCCGGAGCCCACCUGGCUCUCACCGCCACUGUCGACGGGCUUAAAUUUGCCACCGAAGAGGUCGGGAGUAAUGGUACAGCCAUGCAUAAUGGAGCCAACGGGAAUGAGGAUAGCAACGGCCACUGUAAUGGACACCUGGGAUUGGCUACGAUGAACGGCGACUACCGGCUGCCCAGGGAGGGGUUGCAUGGUCCUGUGUCUGACCUCUUCAGCGAGCUCAACCUGUCUGAGAUGCAGAAAGUAAAAAAGCAGCUGUUUCAGGUGGAGCGUGAGAAGUCAUGCCUCCUGAUGAACCUGCAGGAGUCCCAGACCCAGCUGCAGCACAUGCAGAGCGCCCUGACGGAGCAACACGAGCACGUCCAACGCCUCACCGAGCGUGUCAACGUCAUGAAGCACCUCCAAAAUGACAAGGAGAUGGCUGAUGCUCAGGAGACUGAGAAGUCCAACGGGUCGCCCUCGCCCUGUCACCGCGACUACGAAGUGGACAUCCACGGGAUGGACAUCCUGGAGUGUAAGUACAAGAUGGCAGUAACCGAGGUGAUGGACCUGAAGGCGGAGCUAAAAGCCCUGAAGGAGAACUAUAACCAGUGUGUGGAGGGCCAGGGGGAGGAGUGGAGCAGCAGCGAUGGGAAGGUCCAGGCUCUGGACGAGCAGGUCAACCGGCUGGAGCAGAGCUCCCACGAUUCCCACGAUAGGGUGGCGUGUUUGGAGGCGGAACUAAAGACGGCGACGGGUGUGGCCUCAGAGAGCCACAGCAUGCUGAACACAGCACAGGACGAGCUGGUAACAUUCAGCGAGGAGCUGGCCCAGCUCUACCACCACGUGUGUCUCUGCAACAAUGAGACGCCCAACCGCGUCAUGCUGGACUACUACCGCCAGAGCCGUAACACCCGCAGCAGCAGCCUCAAGGGCUCUGAGGACCCCCGGGCACUCCUCUCCCCUCGCCUGGCUAGACGCCUCUCCGCUAUCAAUGCAGGGUUCUCCGAUGCCCCACGGAGCCCCAUAGACUCGCCCUCCAAAGAACCCCCCAGUGUGGACAACGGGGAAACAGGGAGGGAGUCCCCAGCACCAGGCAGCCAGGGGAGCCCAACCCGCACCCUCAUGGGCUCCCCGGUCAUCAACGGCACCAACGGCCCUUCCUCCUCCUCCCCCGUGCCUCCCGAGGCAAGUGGAGAUCUGCGUAAGGAGCCCAUGAACAUCUACAACCUGAACACCAUCAUCAGGGACCAGAUCAAACACCUGCAGAGGGCCGUGGACCGCUCCCUCCAGCUGUCUCGACAGAGGGCAGCCGCCCGGGAGCUGGCCCCCUUGUUCGACAAGGACAAGGAGGCCUGCAUGGAGGAAAUCCUCAAGCUCAAGUCCCUCCUCAGCACCAAGAGGGAGCAAAUUGCCACGCUCAGACUGGUGCUCAAAGCCAACAAACAGACUGCAGAGGUGGCGCUGGCUAAUCUAAAGAGCAAGUAUGAGAAUGAGAAGUGCAUGGUGACAGAGACUAUGAUGAAGCUGAGGAACGAGCUGAAGGCUCUGAAGGAGGACGCCGCCACCUUCUCCUCUCUCAGGGCCAUGUUCGCCACCAGGUGUGAUGAGUACGUGACUCAGCUGGAUGAGAUGCAGAGACAGCUGGCAGCGGCGGAGGAUGAGAAGAAAACCCUGAACUCCCUGCUCCGCAUGGCCAUCCAGCAGAAGCUGGCCUUGACCCAACGCCUGGAGGACCUGGAGUUUGACCACGAGCAGGCCAGGGACCGCGGCCGCGGCACAAAGGUGCCCAAGAUCAAGAGUAGCCCGCCCAAAGUAAGUCGACGAGCCGCUCUCACCGCUCCCCCCAGCCCUACCAUGAUACACAGCCCUUCCUCCACCAGCUCCCACCCCUUCAACACCUCCCUGACCCUCUGCAGCCCUCCCUCCCUGGAGCUGCCCCUGUCCUCCAACCCCUGGUCGUCCUCAGACAGAGGCUCAUCCCAGUUCUCUUCCUUGCCUCCCCUGGGUGACCCCCAAUGGUCCCUAGGCACUCAGACCUUCAUUAUUGACCCAGAGUCGCUGAGUUUAGAGUUCUGUCGACUCGUUAACAGUCGAGACUCUGGUCUGCACUCUCCUAGCUCUGCCCCUGCGUCUCCCUACCGCUCACCCAUUCCCAAGACUUGGCAACACUUGUCGCCGGGGUCGGUGAGAACUCGUACCCAAAAAGACGCACCUCGGCCCUCUGCUCUGGCCACAUCUCCCAGCAACCCUGUCCCUCGCUCCUACAGUUCCCAGAUGCCCCAGCCCUGAGUCCGGGGGGGUGGGUUGGAAACAGAGAGGAGGACAGACUGGUUUCCUGUUCCCUGUGUCUAGGUUGACCUAUGCCUAUGCAGUACUGUGACACUCUUCUCAGGGAUUGGCUAUGAGAAGGAGCCCAACAGAGCUUGUUCCAUCUGCAGACAAUACUCAACAGUCUGUUUGUAGUUUUGGGCUCUUAAGGCACCACAGUUGCUAUUGUCCAUUUCUGUAAAUAAAGGGAUUUAGAGAAUAAAUUAAAUAUACUGUAUGUGAGAAAUAUACUAGGAAAUGUGAAGUUCUAAUGAAAAAUAAUGUUGAAUUUUAGUGUAUGAGGAUGUGGUGUGUUUAAUGAGCUAAGAUAGUGUGAGGGGAUACUUGUACAUUUUGGAGAUAUUUGAUGCGCUAUAACACAAUGUUGUAUUUCCCACCCUUGGCACAUACUUCUCAUAUCACACAACCUAAUUAUUUUCCCAAUGGCUAUUAACAUUCUUAGGCAAUUGAUUUUCCCUGUUGUAUUCAAUGCAUAUGAUCAAAGUCUCUUUGUAAUCAAUACAUGCGUUGCUUUUUCCAACCAUCUAUAGACUGUGCGUAGGGCUACCAUGUGUACUGUGAGCCUCAUUGACCCAUGGUGCCACUCAGUGGCUGAUUUACACAGUUACAGCUGAAACACAUUGAUAGCCAUUGGAAUUCCUCAGUCUGUCCCAGUAGAGGCUGGUGGGAGGAGCUACAGGAGGACGGGCUCAUUGUAAUGUCUGGAAUGGAACUGAGUCUAACAUGUGGUUUCUAUAUGUUUGAUGUGUUUGAUACUGCUCCAUUGAUUCCAUUCCAGCCAUUACAAUGAGCCUGUCCUCCUAUAGCUCCUCCCACCAGCCUCCUCUGAUCUAUCCCUAUGAAUGUUUGCCACAGAAAAUAUUAAACCUUGUUUAAAUCUCUGGGAAUCUUCUUUUGUUAAGCAAAGAUGGCAGCGAUGCAAAUUAUACAAAGGAACCGUAUCUAUUUCUUUACGGUACAUUACUAUGUAGGCCACUUUACAGUACUUCUCUGGCUUCGUUUACACAGGCAGCCCAACUCUGAUCUUUUUUUCACUCAUUGGUCUUUUGACCAAUCAGAUCAGCUCUGAAAAAUAUCUGACGUCAAAAGAUUUGAUGUAAUUGGUCAAAAGACUAAUUAGUGGUGUAAACGCAGCCUCUGACACACAGUCUAUCAAUUAAACAAUUUUGAUAACACUGCAAAUCAUAUUAUUAUUCAUGUUAUGAGAAAGAUUUCAAGGAAUCAUUCUAGUUUGUAUUCCUCAUGAUUGAUUAACAUUUUCAAGCCAUUGUAUAAUAUUAAUCUUCAAUUUUCCACAUCUCUAGAGCAAAACGUAUUUGACAGAAGUCCCUUCCACGUGUCUACAGAGAUACACUGACUGACCAAGCUCUACCUGAUUUCAGAGCCCUAUUCAGUGCCACAAUCCAUUGUCCCUUCUCUACAUUAUACUAAGUACACUAUAGCUUGACUUCCUUGUUCCUUGUGACCUUAGUCUAUAAUGAAUAUAGAAAACAUAGCAAACACAGUGUGUGUGUGUGUGCGAGACAGAAACUGAGAGAAUGAUCUAUCAUGGUUUUUCUGUCAGUGUUGAUAGAUGUUUGUUGUGGCAUACAUGUGACUUUGCUCAGUCCAAUCUAAGAGAAAGUAUAUAAAUGGUUUAAAUGCAGAUAAACCAUUCAGAGCAGCAUGGAAACCAGUAUGACCUCCUCUCUAUGAUACCCUAACCACACAACCAGCCCUACUACGCUCAUCACCCUGAAAAGAACACGCCUUGAAAAGCACCCCAAAUCAACCCUAUGCCCAUGCCAUGUAGUGCCAGCAGAUAGCAGUGUCUACCAGUUACUUCUCACACUGACCUAUCUGUGGUUAUUGGCUUAUGGCUCCUACAGUGGUCAAAUGUUUUUAUUGACACAAAAAGAGGUGAAGAAUGCUCAUGUACAUUCAGCUCCAAUCCCUGUGACAUAACAUUGGUUGGACUUUGACUCUAUAAAAAUUUAACCCAAGGCUGCAGGGUCAUUCGUUCAUUCAUGUCUUAUAUUUGUGUAUGAUAUUAUAACUCAUCUGAUCUAAAUAUGCUGAUUUGUUUUUAGCCCAUAGCUGUACAUGAGCAGCAGUUGAUUACUAAGUCUGACAGCCACCAUGAUGGUGGUUUGCUUUUUGUUUGUUUGUCUCCUUUUGGUGCCGCACAGAAAAAUACAUGACUGGAUUUGAAACUGCGUAAAUGUUCUAUGUGUGUCUGUGUGUUUCCUUGUGUGUGUCCUGUACGUUAAUAGUGCUGUCCAUCCUCCUCGGGGGAUGGAUAGAGGAAUGCCUUGUCAGUUGGGUCAGAUGAGGCUGGUUUUAAAUAACGAGCAGUCAUUCAGUGAUGCACAAGCCCAUUAUUGGCCUUGCAAAAUGAACAGAGAGCUCUCUCUCCCCCUCUCUCUCUCUCUCUCUCUCAUCAUCUCUCUCCUCUCUCUCUCUCUCUCUUUCUCUCUUUCUCUCUUUCUUUAUCUUUGUCACUCUUAUAUAAACAUAAAUAACAAUUCUCACACAAAAUGAACUUCUGUUGUAUGUCUGACUGUAGAAAGCAUUAUUCAUUUACUUUCUAGACAAAUAAAUCAUUAACAAAAACAUAAGAAUGCGUAAAUUGUAUUAACUCAAAUGGACUGUAUUACAGUUAGAUGUUAACUUCCAAAAUGUGAUAUUCCAAUAAAAUUAAAGUGAUUACAAGAAAGA